Molecule: messenger RNA, 3062 nt
Organism: Sesamum indicum (sesame)
Lineage: Eukaryota; Viridiplantae; Streptophyta; Magnoliopsida; Lamiales; Pedaliaceae
Product: Phototropic-responsive NPH3 family protein
Source: RefSeq, a predicted model, not a curated record
UACCAUCACCGUGUCAACUCCGACCAGUCCCAAUUGAGAUAUCGCGAAUCCCACGGUACCCGACAAGACACGUGGCCGACAAAGUAUACAACCCUCUCAAAGAAGAAGAAGAAGAAGAAGGUUAAGAAGACGACUAAACCAAACUAGUGGGGAGAAGUAUGAUGAGAAAGUGCCCACAUGAUCCUCAUCUUUCCAACAGGGCCCCACUUCAUGAAAAACCCUUUUUUCAAGAAUUGGUAGUAGCUGAUUACCCACUUGCAUGCUCAACAAAACUUCUCAAUCAGCUUGAAAAAUAGGGUGCUGAUGAUUAUCAUUAACUUAUUUCUUGAAUUCUUGCCCUUUUUCUAUAUUAAAUGAUGCAUUAACUAUUACCAAUUAAGCUGACUAAGAGCACGUUUGUGUACAAUAUUUUCUCUAGGUCAUAUAUUGUGUAGGGUUUUCUUUCUGUCCAUGAAUGAGCAUUCUUUUCUCCCCUCUUCCUCUUCUUUGUCUCCUGUCUGUUGAUCAAAAACUGUGUUUAAUUCCUUUCCUAAACCCUUGACAUGCAUGAAUCAACUGCCAGUCUUCCCGUUUUGAGGAGAAGGUGGUAAGUCCUAGUUCCAUGAUUUCGGCAGUGGCAAUUUCCUUGCAAAAGCAUAAUUAUCACGGAAGUUAAAAUGAAGUUCAUGAAACUGGGGACUCGUCCAGACACCUUCUACACAGAGGAGGCCACUAGGACAGUGAUGUCUGAUGUACCAAGUGACCUCACUGUUCAGAUAAACGACGUUACUUACCUUCUCCAUAAGCUACAGUAUCCUCUUCUUCCAAAGUCCGGACUGUUGCAACGCCUUUGCUCUGAGUCAGAUGAUCGUUCCAACAGUGUUGCCCUGGACCUGCACGACAUUCCCGGGGGAGAGGAAGCUUUCGAGCUCUGUGCUAAGUUUUGCUAUGGGAUCACAAUCAACCUCAGCGCCCACAAUUUUGUGUCUGCUUUCUGUGCUGCAAAGUUCCUCAGAAUGACUGAAGCAGUUGAAAAGGGAAACUUGGCCAUGAAAUUGGAGGCUUUCUUUUCAUCAUGCAUUCUUGAAGGUUGGAAGGAUUCCAUUUUGACUCUUCAGAACACUGAGAAAGUGUACGAGUGGUCAGAAAAUCUUGGUAUUAUCAGGAGGUGCAUAGAAUCAAUUGUUGACAAGAUAUUGACACCUCCAACAAAGGUUACAUGGUCUUAUACGUAUACUAGACCAGGGUAUUGGACAAAGCGCCACCAAUCAUCGGUGCCAAGGGACUGGUGGACUGAGGACUUAUCAUUUCUUGGCAUAGACAUAUUCCGAUGCAUAGUUGCUGCUGUUAAGUCAACAAAUAUGCUGCAACCACAGCUCAUUGGCGAGGCAUUGCACGUCUAUGCAAGCCGUUGGCUGCCAGAGAUCACAGAAAAUAGGCCUAAUGAGACUUCAACUUCUCAAGAACAAGAUUCUCCAGGCAGAAAACAGAAAAUUCUUGAGACCAUUGUGGGCCUGAUUCCGGCAGAUAAAGGGUCUGUCUCCAUUAAAUUCUUGCUGAGACUCCUUAGAAUCACCAACUUUCUUGCAGUUUCUCCGGUAACAAAAGCAGAACUCUUGAGGCUCUCAGGUUUACAACUCGAGGAGGCUACAUUGAGUGAUUUGCUGCUUCCAGCUCAGACCCCUAAUGAUCAAACCUCCACCAACAUUGAUAUGGUUACGAUGGUUUUGGAGAGUUUCUUGCGGCAGUGGAGAAGACAAACACCUGCAGAUGAAAGUCGAUUACUAAUGUCCAUACAAAAGAUCGGUAAGCUUAUCGAUUCCUACCUGCCAGUGGUUGCAAAGGAUGCCAACAUGCCAGUUCAAAAGGUGGCAUCUCUUGCUGAAACUCUGCCAGGGAUUGCACGGCCCCACCACGAUGAUCUCUACAAGGCAAUUAACAUUUACCUCAAGGAGCAUCCUGAACUGAGCAAAAUAGAAAAGAAACAGCUCUGUCGGGUUCUAGAUUGCCAAAAAUUGUCACCAGGAGUACGCGCCCAUGCUGUUAGGAACGAACAUUUGCCGCUGCGAACAGUGGUCCAAAUUCUCUUCUUUGAACAGGAGAAAGGAAACUAUAUAACAAAUAAAAAGCAUACAUCUCGAGAACUUGGAACCGCUGGAGUUCUUGAAUCUAAUGAUAAGCUGCCACUAAGACCAACCAGAAAUCGAGAAGGGAAAUCAGAGAUGAGGGGGUUCUGCAAUUCAGUUGAAUUCAUGCAAAAAGAGAUUAAAUGAGAAGAAUGCCCUGAAGACUUGCAGCUAAGGCGGAGGAAGAUAACCCACAAGGUGUAUGCUUCACACCCACUGGCAGAGUGAAUUUCUGCACAUAUCCUAUGCACUUUAAAAUGUAAACAAUAGCGUAUGUAUAAAGCUAUUCAUUGUUCCUGUUAUUGCUCCCGGUGUGUACAUCUGUUCAAUAACUAGCUCUUGGAAUGAAUGAAAUCAAAGGGAUCUGUGUAUCAGAUUGUUUUAUUCAAUGAACUUCCAAACUUGACCGCAUGAUUUUCACAAUUUUAAUCCAUCUGCAUGAACGAACACCGUCGUAUGAACUUUGACAGUUCCCACUGCUCAAACAACCAAUAGUAGAGUAUAUUUCAGAUGAUUGAAAAAGAAAAAAAGAAAAAACAAGCAAAGAGAACAAACACGAUGGAAGUAAAGGAGGCGCAGAAAUAAAGGAAAAAAGAAAUGGAUACACAGAACACGAGCAGAGCAAGAGAGAAACAAGAAACCUGGCAAAAAUAUAUACAACCUUGACUUUGGGUUUACAUAUAUCGAAGCAGUAGGUAUCAUAUUACAGGGCUUCUGAGUAACCAAAUCAAGUACAUGGAUGUUGCAGGUACAAAUAGCAAGCUAAGAUCAUAAGUUUGCAAUUCUUCACAAAAGUUGCAAAUCUGGUCACCACUUUAAUGCACAGAAGAUGGCUCUUUAAUGUACUAAGGAAAGUAUAAGCAGGAAAAUAAUCUCUUUCUCUUUCGCUGCAUGUCCUUCCUCGAAAUAAAACAGGUGGUUGGUCCAAGACUUCAUUAUUUAUGCACUUCGAUUUAG